This is a messenger RNA of Drosophila hydei, 1788 nucleotides long. RefSeq names its product cytosol aminopeptidase. Gene Ontology annotation, cellular component: cytoplasm. The transcript has a single exon. Gene Ontology annotation, biological process: proteolysis. The record is from RefSeq and is a predicted model, not a curated record. NCBI's taxonomy places the organism in Eukaryota, Metazoa, Arthropoda, Insecta, Diptera, Drosophilidae. Gene Ontology annotation, molecular function: manganese ion binding; metalloaminopeptidase activity. The coding region runs from base 124 to 1767 and encodes 547 amino acids.
GUAUUCAUUAGGGCUUAAUACACGUGUGUUCGCAUUCGUAUCAGGAAAAUUUUCGGAAGAGGUUACAACUACACACUUCUAAUAUAGUUCAUAGCUAACGUAAACUUUUAAAGACUAAACAAAAUGAUGUUUGUAAAUCGUGUGUCCAUUGCGUUCCAUAAAAAUGUGAAUUUUUACAAGCGAAUUCGCCUGACUAGUUCUUGGAAGGACGACAUUCGGAUGUCUGACGGAAUAGGUAGAUCAUCUACUAAUCAGCAGGUUCGGCAUUUCGCGGUUAAGUGCGAUGAAGGCAGCGUAGUUAAGGGUGUUGUGAUAGGCGUCUACACCAAAGAGGGCGAACGUGAGCCCAAGCUGACGUCCAGCGGUGAAAAGUUUGAUGAUCGGGCUCAAGGAAAAAUCUCCGAUUUGGUGCGCGAGAUGCAUAUGAAAGGUGAGCUGGGCAAGGGCAUGGUUUUCAUGAAUGUGGACCCGGAGUUCAGUGCCGUUGCCGUUGUGGGGCUUGGUCAGGAGGGGGCCGGCUAUAAUGAUAUGGAAAUGCUUGACGAGGGCAUGGAAAAUGCACGUGUCGCCUCUGGAGUUGGUGCUCGAGCUUUACAACUUCAGGGUGUGACGGAUGUUUUUGUGGAUUCUAUGGAAUAUCCAGAGCAAGCAGCUGAGGGAAGCGCUUUGGCCAUUUGGCGUUACAACAGCAAUCGCCGGAAACAGGAUCGUACACAAAUUCCCAAACUGGAGCUGUACGAUUCUCCUGAAGUGGAUGCCUGGACACGUGGCCUUUUCAAAGCCGAGUCUCAGAACUUGGCCAGACGCCUGAGCGAUGCACCGGCCAACCAGAUGACUCCGACUAUAUUCGCACAGUCCACUGUAGAUGCGCUGUGUCCGUGCGGUGUUAGCGUAGACAUACGUUCAAUGGACUGGAUCGAGGAGAAUCAUCUCAACUCGUUCCUAAUGAUCGCCAAAGGCAGUUGUGAACCACCCGUUGUACUGGAGGUCAAUUACUGUGGUACGGCGCCCGAGGACAAGCCCAUCUUGUUGGUGGGCAAGGGCCUUACAUACAAUAGCGGCGGCCUCUGCCUGCACCCCAAGAAAUGCAUGCAAGUCUAUCGCGGUUGUAUGGCCGGCGCCGCUGUCUGCGUGGCUACCAUACGGGCCGCAGCAGCACUGUCGCUGCCUUUGAACAUAAGCGCUGUGCUGCCGCUCUGCGAGAAUAUGCCGUCGGGAAUGGCUGUCAAGCCUGGCGAUGUGAUUACGCUGCUGAACGGCAAGACAAUGGGCAUCAAGGAUGUGAGCCACGCUGGAGUAGUGGUCAUGGCUGAUCCGCUGCUCUAUGCACAAGCCAGUUUUAAGCCACGGCUCGUUGUGGAUAUCGCUACGCUAGGCUAUGGCGUUUGCUAUGGUCUUGGCGGCAGUGCAGCGGGAAUUUUCAGCAAUUCGAACUUUGUUUUCAAGCAAUUCGAGAAGGCCGGAGGGCUGACUGGCGAUCGUGUAUGGCGUCUGCCUUUAUGGAAUUACUUUAAGCGUCUGAUCUCGCCCAAUGUUACCUACGACAUCAACAAUCGAGGUCGCGGGCCCGCCUCCAGCUGCAUCGCUGCUGCUAUACUCCACGAGCUGGUGCCGUGCGUGGACUGGGCGCAUCUGGACAUACGCAACGUUGGCAUGGUAACUCAGCAUGCUCCGUUGCCAUAUUUGCUGCGAGACCGAAUGACGGGUCGUCCCACCCGUACCAUCAUACAGUUCCUUUAUCAGAUGGCCUGCCCGGAUAACAAGUAGAUAGCCAUAUUGGUCUACUUU